AAUGGAGAUUUUUAGUAAAAAGUACACAAUGAAACAACAAGUGAAGAUGAAGAUUUAUCUCUUUGUAUCUUUUUACUAUGUUUUUACAACGAUAGAUGCGCAAGAUUCAAGCAAAAGACGUAAAAUUGGUGCCAUAUUUGAUCGUAAAUCAGAACAUUUAGCCAAGACAUUUGAGUUUGAAGUUCGGAGGUUGUCGAAUUCAGACAAGGAUAUACAUUUGGAGCAAACACACGAGAUAGUCGAAUGUCAAGAUAGUUUUCACGUUAGUAAUGCAAUUUGUAAUUUAUUGGAACACAAUGUAUAUGGAAUCCUUGGAGCAUUUCAGUCAUGUGCCUUAUCAACAAUCCAGUCGUAUACGGACACAUUUAAAGUCCCCUUUAUUUCGUUAAGUAUGCCACAGCAAUCCUCUUCUCCAGACCCGUACCAGCUUUAUAUAAGACCAGCAUAUAUAAAAGGACUACUUGAUGUUGUACAGUUAAAACAGUGGAACAAAAUAUUUUACAUUUAUGAAACAGAUGAUGGAUUAGUAAGACUACAACAAUUAUAUCAAGACAUUAAUAGAAGGGAACUAGACCUAGAUAUAAUUGUAAAGCGUAUAGUUUCAGUACAAAGCUGCCACCAGAUGUUGCGAGAUAUUUAUAAUGAAAUUACAAAGGAACCGUUGAGAGUAUUUCUAGACCUAACUUCUGACCAAUCACAGGAAGUUAUAACAGCCAUUAAACAUGAUCCAGACAUCAGCAACAACAGAUUUCAUUUUCUUCUUGUUGAUUUGGGAAUCAACGACAUGAAUGCAACAGUGUUAUCCGCUGGCAUGAACGUUUCUGGGUUCAGUUUGAAAGUCCCUGAAGCAGAGCCAUGGAAUACUCAAUCACGAAAAAGGAAAACAUAUGGGGACGUACUUGUUGAAGAUGCAGUCCUGGUCUUUCAUAGAGCUUUGAAGAAACUAACUGAUCCAGUCACCCAGAUACGUAAUCCAGACGACAUGAUCAAGUGUAGAGACAAUGAACGUAGUAUUUCAUUUAGGCCCGGAAAACGUGUUUUGAAUGCUAUAAGAGAGGGAGAGUAUGAUGGAAAAAGUGAUAGUGAAAAUCCGAUAAAGUUUCAGGAAAAUGGCUGGCGAAAGGAGUUCAAGCUUCCUCUUUUCGAAACUAGAAUGAAUAUGCAGAUAGCUAAAGUAGGAGUUUUCAACCCACCAACACAACUACAGUUACACGAACCAGAGAUACAAACAGCGCCUAGACCGAAUAUAACAAAUAGACAAAUAGUUCGACGGAUAACCACAGUCAAGGAAGAUCCUUAUGUAAUGUGGACUGAACAAGGAGAACAAAUAGGAGCUACAUGUGGAAGAGAAAACUUCCAAGGUUAUAUAAUAGAUCUGAUAGAAAAAGUAUCUGAUUAUCUACAUUUUAAUUAUACACUAUGCAUUUCUGGGGAUGGUACAUAUGGCAAAAAACUGGAAAACGGCACAUGGAAUGGUGUGAUCGGAGAAUUAACCAGAGGGAUUGCUGAUAUUGCCUUUGCGGCGAUGACAAUAUCAUCAGAACGAGAAAGAGUAGUCGAUUUUACAAAACCGUUUAUGAGUUUAGGCAUCAGUAUCAUGAUAAAAAAACCAACAAAUAAAAAAGCACACACCUUCUCAUUCAUGGACCCAUUGUCCUAUGAAAUUUGGAUGUGCAUUUUGUUUGCCUACGUCGGAGUUAGUGUGGUGUUAUUUCUUGUCAGUAGAUUUAGUCCAACAGAAUGGCAUAUAGAAGACGACAGGACAAUACGAAAUGACUUUACAAUAUCAAACAGUUUAUGGUAUUCGCUUGGAGCAUUCAUGCAACAAGGGUGUGAUAUAAGUCCGAAAUCUGUUUCUGGAAGGAUUGUCGGUAGUGUUUGGUGGUUUUUCACCUUAAUUAUCAUAUCCUCAUAUACUGCAAACUUAGCCGCGUUCCUUACAGUAGAGAGAAUGAAUACACCCAUUGAAUCAGCAGAAGAUUUGGCUAAGCAGACACAAAUUCAGUAUGGUGUAUAUGAGUAUGGAACUACAGCUGACUUCUUUAGGCUGUCAAAGGUUGCCAUUUAUGAGCGUAUGUGGGCCUAUAUGACUUCUGCACAAGAUGUAUUUGCAAAGACAACAGCUGAAGGUGUACAAAGAGUACGAGAUGAAAAUGGCAAAUAUGCGUAUUUGAUUGAGUCGUCAACGAACGAAUAUAAAAACACACGAAAACCAUGCGAUACAAUGAAAGUAGGAAAUAAUUUGGAUUCAAAGGGCUAUGGAAUCGCUACACCAAUUGGAUCCGAUUUAAGAGAUUCAUUAACGCUUGCAGUACUCCACUUAAGAGAGAAAGGAGUAUUACAGUCAUUAAAGAAAAAGUGGUGGGAUGAGAGGUCAGAGUGUGGCAAACCAUCAGCUGCUUUGGAUGGCAGCGAAGCAGAGUUGAAACUAAAUAACGUAGCUGGUAUUUUCUACAUUUUGAUUGGGGGUUUAAGCCUGUCGGUAAUCAUAGCUGGAUUUGAAUUCCUGUAUAGGUCUAUCGUGGAUUCCAGAAAAUCAGAGCAAGGGUUUGGUACUAUUGUCAGAAACAAAGCUCGUCUAUCUUUCCGAGGAUCUAUGGAUUCGGGUAAUCCAGAAUCAACAACUCCUUUGAAAAAAUCUGGAUCGUCAGGAACUUAUACAUAUACAGGACCCACACAGCUUCCAGGAUUUGACCCCUAUGUUGAUACAAACACACAUACACAAGUAUGACCCCAAGCUGAAGAAUCAAACUGAUGAUUGUGAUAUUGAAUUGUUUUUUUGUUUAAUAUAUUUAUGAUAUCCGAGUAGAAGAUGUACAAUCUCAACACAUUUAAGUUGGUACUUACGUAUCCUCAUCAACAAUUAAAAUUUUAAAUUUUAAUAUAUUUAAUUAUAUUUAAUAGCAAUGCAGUAAUAUGUGAUUUAGAAUUCGUUUACGAUAUCAUAAUGUAAUCAUAAGAUUUUGAUUGUGUUAAAUGUAUCAUUUGUUUACCCUACAAUAUCAAAAAUGUAAAUUAUUAUUCAAUAUUAAAUCGCACCACACAGAGAGAAAGAGAGAUAUAAAAACAAUACUUAAAAGAAAUAUAAUGUGAAAAUCGACAAAUCAUGGUACAUUAGACAUUCAUUCCUUUACUCCAUUUACAUGUUCGACUAUAUUUGUAUACAUAUAGGUUGAUUUAUAGGUUACAAUUGCAGUCAUGAUAGAUAGAGUAAGAGGAGAAUUUUGUAGACUCCCCGUUAGUCGUAUAUACAUUCAAUUUUAAACUGUAUUUUGCACCUGUUGUUUUGUUGUUUUGUUGUUGCUAAAAGUGAUGAAUGCAAAACUUAACUUUUAUAUGUAUGCAAAUAAUUCGAAGUACUAUAACAUGUAUAAUCAAUAAGAAAACAGAAGUUGCAGAACUAACGACUGUUUUAAAAGCCAAAAAUGAAGGUUAUCAGAUAGUGAAACAAACAUGUUUAGCAAAGUUAACAUUGAAUGUUUUGGAGAUUAAUCUAAACAUAUCUAUAAUUUAACGUCUUAGUUGUCAUAAUAGUUAUGUACUAUUGUUAUUCAUUCGUUCUUGUUUAUUUUUCCAACCAAUAGUUUAUCUUUUUAAAAUAUAUUAUAUCCUGAUUUAACAAAACCAACAUUGAAAUCAUUAUUCUUUUAAGACAAUAAUGGUAAUAAUUUUUUUUUCGAGUGUUUCCUUUUCGUUGUGUGUGUGUGUGUGUGUGUAUGAAAAACUUUAUGGUAACCUUAGUGUACACUAAAUAUAUUUCUACGACAAUCCUGCAACAAACAAGAAUAUAAUCAAAAUAUUAUAAUUGAUUAAAAACAAUAUUUAAAUAUUGGCUCAUAUAAAGCUCAAAUAACAUAUUUAAGGAAGCAUACUGCUGCCAGGGAUAAAAAAAGUAUUUUGAUUUUGUAAUAGGAAAGUAAAAUAAUUAGGAAAUUUAAAUACAAGAGAUGCAGAAUAUAACUCAAUGAGAUAUUAACCCAACAACCCAAAGAAUCCAAGAACUAAUCUUUUUAACUUUAAAAAAAAACCAACUGAUACUCAUGAUCCAUGGAUUACCUGUUCAGCAAUAAUAUUAUUACUAGCAUGCCUAGAUGUAAAUCAGUUUUUGUAGGGGAAUGUAUGUAUUGUACACGUAUUUACAUGUUGCGCUUACUUAGAUAUACAAUAACAAAAAGUACAAUGGCUGACUAAAAAUAAAGGAAAUAUGACAUAGGCUUAGAUCAUUUAAAUUUUUUUUGUGGCAGUCUUUCCAGAUGUAUCUUAAGCAAUCUGAAAUGCGAGAAGUAACUCUUUGAUUAAGUUAAAGCUAUCUUCUAAAUUUGAUAUUUUGCAAAUCCGGUGAUGGACAUUUCGACGUGAAAUAACUUUUAUGUUUACUUGAAACAAAAUGUCAAAACAAAAAAUAAACUGUGUUUUGUGACACUUUUUUGUGUACAAAUGUAUCUAUGUAUAAGAAAUGUAUGCACUUUAAUUUGACACAUAUCUAAUUGUUGUUACAUUGUUUAGCUUAGACAUUUGCAAUGAAUGUGAUUGAAGGCAAUUUAAGAUUAAAAAAAACAAUACCAAGGUCACCAUACUUAAAUCGUCUUCAGCAUAGAAACAAUACGACAUUAUCCCAUUGGUAUCUCCUCAUCUUUUUCAACAAAAUCCGACAAUAAUACAGCAAAAGGACUAAACAUACACACACAAUAUAUCAUGAUUGUUGUCUAAGUGAUGUUAUUGUGUGAAGUAUAACCAAUUGUUAUAUCCGUACUAAAUAAGUGUACACACACACACACACACAUAUAUAUAUAUAUAUAUAUAUAUAUAUAUAUAUAAGUACGUCUGAACCAGUGGCGACUUAGACGAAUUAUAUAUACAUAUAUAUAUAUAUAUAUAUACAUUGUAUAUAAACAUAUAUUGGAUUGUAUAGAUUCUAACAGAAACACAUCACCCUCUUUUAAUUCAAAAUGUAUCCACACGUGACAAGUUUACCGAGCAUUCAGAAUUUGAAAAUAUACAUAUCGAAAGGGGUGCAAAAUUGUAGUCAACAGAGUAAUGUGGUUUCUCUAAUAACUUAAUGAAAAGUGCCAAGUGCAAUAUUCCAGCACGAUUAUACACGACACAAAUUUGUUUAAUCAAAGUGUGGUUUAUCAACGUUCAUCAAACUGGUUAAAACUGGAUAUUUGCCAACAGAAUUAAGGAAAUUGAUUUUUACUGCUUCUAGAUAUCUGAACAUAAAUUGUUAGUGUAAAUAUCUCACCCUUAUUCAUUUAUUCGCAUACUAGUUCCUAUCAGUCGUGUAGUCAUUUUGUACAGACAGUGUAAUAUUUCGUGACAUUCUACAUACAAAAAUAUUAUUCACUCAUUUUUAUUGGUGUUAUUCAAUUAUUUAACAUUACAAUGUUUGCACUUAUUAUGAUAUGUAUUUAUAAAAUGAAACGAAAACUAUUGUGUAAUUUGUAAUUUGUUAAAUGAUGUCACAACCAGUUCAUGAAUAUUCAAGUGCAAAGAAAACAUUGCUAUAGGAGGUAAUUGUACUGUUUAUGUCUUUCAAUAAAAUCGAAAUAGUAUAACAUUA
Mytilus californianus (California mussel) is the source of this 5560-nucleotide messenger RNA. RefSeq names its product glutamate receptor-like. Lineage: Eukaryota; Metazoa; Mollusca; Bivalvia; Mytilida; Mytilidae. The transcript has 17 exons. Gene Ontology annotation, cellular component: postsynaptic membrane; plasma membrane. Gene Ontology annotation, biological process: monoatomic ion transport; modulation of chemical synaptic transmission; synaptic transmission, glutamatergic. Gene Ontology annotation, molecular function: glutamate-gated receptor activity; transmitter-gated monoatomic ion channel activity involved in regulation of postsynaptic membrane potential. The record is from RefSeq and is a predicted model, not a curated record. The coding region runs from base 2 to 2731 and encodes 909 amino acids.